Molecule: messenger RNA, 1644 nt
Organism: Exserohilum turcica Et28A
Lineage: Eukaryota; Fungi; Ascomycota; Dothideomycetes; Pleosporales; Pleosporaceae
Exons: 4
Coding region: 1-1644 (547 amino acids)
Biological process (GO): secondary metabolic process
Molecular function (GO): CoA-ligase activity
Source: RefSeq, a predicted model, not a curated record
AUGCCUCUGUCCUCGCCUUUCCCCAACUUGGAUAUCCCCAAAUGCAACAUCGUGGACUAUCUGUUUCCGCCUGGAAAAGUUCCAUCUGACACGCCAAUUUGGAUUGAUUCGAAAAACACACAACAGUACCUCACUCCACGUGCAUUGCUACAAUGGUCCAAGCGAUUGGCGGCAGGCCUCGAAACCGUGAGCCAGCCUGGAGAAGUUAUUCUUAUAUUUUCCCCCAACAAUGUCUUCAUUCCCGUUGCAUAUCUUGGAAUUGUGGGAUCCAAGCGCAUCUUCUCUGGCGCGAACCCAGUCUACACUCACGAGGAAAUGGUACAUCAGAUCACCAACACCAAAGCUCAGGUAAUUCUCGCGCAUCCCAGCCUAGUCAAAGUAGCGGUAAAGGCUGGAAAGGCCGCAUGUCUUCCAGAAGGCCGUAUCUUUCUUUUCUCGGAUGAGCCAUGUGCGCCGGCUGAAGGUUGCCGAGACUGGAGAGAUGCGCUGGCGCCAGAAGCAAAUACGUACAAUUUCCCCAAACUAUCAGAACAUGAAUCAACUACCACCACUGCCACAUUGAACUAUUCUUCUGGCACCACCGGGCUUCCCAAGGGCGUCGAGGUCAGUCACCACAAUUUAAUCGCAAAUUGGGAGCAAACCAUCUUCAUCCGAUAUCACAACAAACCCUGGAAGGCUCACACACGACCUGUUGAGAAAUGGGUUGGAUUUCUCCCUCAAUACCAUGCGUAUGGCCAGCUCUACAUUGGCAUGGCUCAAAAGCUUCAGGUACCAUGUUACACUAUGAAGAAAUUCGAGUACCCUGAUUUCCUCCGGGUCAUCCAAACUCACAGGAUAACGCACCUCCAAGUGGCCCCUCCGAUCAUGGUCAUGUUGAGCAAGAGACCGGAGACUGCGAAUUAUGAUCUCAGCAGUCUCACAGAUAUCUUGUGCGGCGGAGCACCGCUGUCCAAGGAACUUCAAAAUGACAUUACUAAAAAGCUAGGAUGUGAAAUCACCCAAGGCUGGGGAAUGUCAGAAGUAACCUGCGGACUGAUUAUGGUCACAGGCGGCACAAAGGAUGAUUCUGGAAGUAUAGGCGAAAUCAUGCCAAACUGCCAAAGCAAGCUUCUGGACGACGAGGGCAACGAGGUAUCCGAUGGCGAGCCCGGCGAGCUUUACGUGCGUGGUCCAAACGUGUUUUUGCGAUACUGGCAGAAUCCCGAAGCCACAAGAGAAGCACUAUCCCCUGAUGGAUGGCUAAGAACCGGCGACGUUGCCAUUGUAAGAAACGGACGGUUCUGGAUUGUGGACCGCAAAAAGGAACUUAUCAAAGUCAACGCACUGCAAGUUGCGCCGGCAGAACUCGAAGCUGCAUUACUCCAAUUCGAUCCCAUUGCCGAUGCAGCUGCUGUCGGCAUCACGAUUGACGACCAGGAAUGGCCUCGAGCGUAUGUCGCGCUCAAGGACGAGUACAAGGGCAGGAUCACUGUCGAAGACAUUCACAAGCACAUGAAUGCCAAAGUAGCUAAGCAUAAGCAACUUGUGGGCGGCAUUGUAUUUGUAGAUGAGGUUCCCAAGUUGCCCUCGGGCAAGAUUGUGCGGAAGGUUGUCAAGCAGUGGGCUAAGAGGGACGCGGAGAACAUGAAGAGGGCUCGACUCUAG